Molecule: messenger RNA, 3042 nt
Organism: Homarus americanus (American lobster)
Lineage: Eukaryota; Metazoa; Arthropoda; Malacostraca; Decapoda; Nephropidae
Exons: 10
Coding region: 386-1972 (528 amino acids)
Molecular function (GO): sulfotransferase activity
Source: RefSeq, a predicted model, not a curated record
ACUCGUGUCAGUCUAGUACUUGUGGUUGUGCUGUGAGGUAAUACUAGGUUGUAUCAAGGAAGAGUGGAGCCAGCAACGUCUCCCAGCAGCUGAUACCAUGGGUGGUGGGAGGAGAUGACACCUAGUCACCUCACCCAGCUUACCUGCUCCGCCUCACACCUGGGCACAGACACGACUCUCCUGGGCUGUUCUCACCCCCAGGAACAGAGAACACCCAUUCAUGCAAGCUUCAUUGUAUUCUGGGACACCGAUAUCUCUCGUCUUCAGUCUGCCUUCAUGGUGGUGGAGUCUAGAAAUGGCAAGUUUUCACCUUUCUUGUCAACAAACUUUCAUACGAGGAUAGUCCUUAAACGGGGUUAUCCACAAGCACACAGUGUCCCCGACGAUGGCAGUGGCACGAACUUACGCCAGAAUCAUUCGGAAAUACACGACUUCCACCCUGCUGUGUGUUGUGGUGAUGCUGGGAGUGUGGGCCUACAACCUAUCUACCCCUCUGUCUCCUUACCUCCGCCCCACCCCCGCAUUCUUCCUGGGUAAUGGGGGUAUAGGUUAUGAAGAGCUGGGUGACGGAGGCUGGGGUGGGAGGUCCGGUGCAGAUAACGUGGGAAGUGGUCCUUUUGUAGAAACCUUUACGAGGGAAACGGAAAGUGCUGACGGCGGAAACAGUGGUAAUGAUAGUGACAGUAAUAAAAAUAGUAACGACAACACCAGAAAUAAAAGCAGUAAAUAUAGCAACAGUAAGAUCCACAGGAGCAGCAACAAAACGAUUAACAGCAAUAGCACAGACUCGCCACACCGACAACAACGGCGGCUGCGGCUGGACCCCUACAGGAGGUGGAUGCGGUUAUGGGGUGGUGAUGGUGGGGAAUGUGGCCAGCUGAAAGUCAUGUUUGGGCUGGAAGGUUCUCUGCCCACCUGUGCUUUGGCCUCCUACCCCGGUUCAGGCAACACCUGGACCAGACACCUGCUGCAGGCAGCCUCUGGUGUCUUCACCGGCUCCACCUACCGAGACCACCUUCUUUAUAUGAACGGGUUUUAUGGGGAGUUGGAUCCGUGGGCUUCUGGGACGACCCUCACGCAGAAGACACAUGAAUGUAAUCCCGACCUCAUCAAAGCCUUCAACGGCACGGGCGUCCUGCUGCUGAGGAACCCUUACCGUGCCAUACUCUCCUACCACAACUUCCUCUUCGGUGGCCACAUAGGCUAUGCUCCCAUCUCUAACUACCGGAGGAAAGAUUGGAGUGCAUUCGUUCACUUACAAGCCAGAUCUUGGCUAGAGAUGGCCACCAACUGGAUAACUGAGGCUAAGUCACUGCAGGUGCUACACUAUGAACACCUGCUGGAGGACCUCAUGACGCCCCUCUCCAGCGUCCUCGACUUCUUUGGCCUCCCCCGUGAGCUCGGGAGACUCCAGUGCCUUCAGAAACACGAGGAACUGACCUUCAAGAGGAGGGAGGAGUUCAUCCCUGAUAACCUGGAGAUCUUCAGCAUCACAAACCGAGACAAGAUCGACCGUGUGGUGCGCUAUGUGGACUACCUCCUGAGAAAGAACAACCAUCCCCCGCUGCCCAUCCACCUCUAUGAGUUCUACAACAACACUUCCCCGACCCAGGUGAUUACGCUGCCGUGCCUCGCCGGGGAGAACACCUUUGUGUGUGAUGAACGGAUAGAUCGUCUGAAUCUGGCAAAAAGGAGGAGAACGACCGCCAGGAGGACGAGGACACAAACAAACACGACAGCAGCAGGCCAGGUGGUGGAGGCAGCACCAGGGGGCCGGGAUGAGCAGAUUAACCGACAGGAGAAGCAGGACUCACUGGAGAGGUUUGCCAGCACGAAGGUGGGAUGGAUGGUGACGAAGAUGUUCACCGGCAUCAUGAAGUACGCUACCACUGACCCCAUCGUCAGUAUCGUCGGUCACCCGGGAUCUCGGGAACUCCUUCUACAGCCUCUUCUUCAGGAUCCUGUACAGUAGUCAGCGCUGGCCAUUAUUACAACCUGAAUGGUUCUCGCCCGCUGAUCAGAGUAAUGCACAUCUGGUAGCUGAUCAGAGUAAUGCACUUCUGGUAGCUGAUCAGAGAGUACAGUAAUGGACUUUUGGUAGCUGAUCAGAUAUGACACGUCUGGUAGAUGAUCAAAGAGUAGUGCACUUGAGGUAGAUGAUCAGACUCGACACACUUCAUGUUAAGGACUAGGAGGUAGGGUUAAUGGUUCCUCCAGUACUGUACUUGCAGCCUGCCAGCCACAGAGUCAGCUUUAAGCAAGACCAGUACCGUAGUUGGUCUUAAAACUUGAAGAAUUCCAGAAGGUGAAUUUUAGGGGAAGACUUGUGGUUUAUCUGGGAAUUAUUAUUUACUUGAAAGAGAUACAGAUACAAGUUUUCAUACUGCAGUAGUUGGAGGUGUUGACGAAACAGUAGUAAUGUGUGUGUAUCUCUCACUACCGUGUCCUGGGUUUAAGACAGACAGCUUCUUCCUGUACCUACACAGGAUCAUAAAGGUGGAGGAUGAAUUUAUUCCAAGCCAUAGAGCCUGACAGUAGCAUCACAUCAGGCCUUAACCUAACCUUGAACUGUUAUGACUCUGAUGGUGGUAUUCUAGAAAGAGAGAAUAAGUGUUCCAUGUAUUCAUUAAUGUAUAAUGUACUUAGGAGUGAGUAACAGCUAGAGGUAAGCAGUCUGUGACAGUACAAUUGUGAUUCUACAGAUGUGUUUGUGAACCCAUGAAAAAUGUGAACAAUAUAUGUAUACUUCUGAAAGUCCCAGCAGUGCUUAUGGUGAACAAACUUUGUGUUCGUUAUUCUGAACUGCCGUAGCAAAAUACUCGAACUGCUGGUCUACUCCAUGAUUGACAGUUGUAUUUCAUCUGGAUUUGGUGGGAUGCCAACAGAGGUGUAGACAAACUUUAUGGUUAAGUGAUGGUGUUUGAGUCAUUGUUCAUAUUUUUGUGUCUUGGUUAAAUUUAUUUAUUUAUUUAUUUAUUCUUGUGUAUGACCUGUAUUGGUAUUUUUUAUUUAUGUAUACAGUUAACCCUCACUUUACCCGGU